Messenger RNA from Cloeon dipterum, 1210 nucleotides. Its product is annotated as ATP synthase mitochondrial F1 complex assembly factor 2 homolog l(2)k14505. Gene Ontology annotation, biological process: mitochondrial proton-transporting ATP synthase complex assembly. Gene Ontology annotation, cellular component: mitochondrion. The record is from RefSeq and is a predicted model, not a curated record. The transcript has 6 exons. Bases 56 to 913 code for a protein of 285 amino acids. NCBI's taxonomy places the organism in Eukaryota, Metazoa, Arthropoda, Insecta, Ephemeroptera, Baetidae.
UUCAGGAUUCUCAGGGAGAAGCACUGAAGAAAAAAGAAUUCAGAAUCCGACGACCAUGGCAGUGUGCUCCAGAGGAUUUCGGCUCUUAUUGCGACCCUUCUUGCGCCCUGUCGAGGUGCUUCGAGCCCCAGCCCGAUGUAGUAACGCGGGGAGCGCCUUGACCAGUAGGAAAAGGUUUUACCGGAAGACCAGUGUCCUGGACGCAGGUGGCGGUCUGUGGGAGGUGACCUUGGAUCAGAGAAGGGUGCGCACCCCUGCGGGACAGGUGCUUAGGGUGGAUAACGAGUCUCUUGCGCUAGCUUUGUGUCAUGAAUGGGACUCUCAGAAAGACACGAUUAACCUCAGCGCUAUGCAUUUGCACGGACUUGUCACCACUGCGUUAGACAACCCAAACAAGCUGACCAAAAUGGACUUGGCCAACAGCAUAAUUCAGUAUAUUGAGACUGACACAGUUCUUUUCCAUUCUGAAGAGCCGGAAGACUUAAAAACUCUGCAAGCAGAGAGAUGGAAUCCUGUGCUUGCUUGGUUCAACGACGUCAUGAACACUUCCUUGCGAUACACGACCUCUAUUGAACCUCCUGAAGUCACUGUCAAUGACAAGCAGGCUGUGCAGAGAUAUCUUUUGUCCCAUUCAUUUUUGGCGCUUCACGGACUGAGUUACGCGACAGACGUCCUGAAGUCUAUUGUCCUCGGAGCAGCAGUUGCUAGGAGACACUUGACUGUGCCCGAGGCGGUGCUGCUGUCGCGUCUUGAGGAGGAUUUCCAGUGCGAUCAUUGGGGCCGUGUGGAAUGGAGUCACGACAUCUCCCAAGAGGAUGCGCAGGCUAGGUUGGCGGCUGCUUCUAUUUUGAUUCAGUUAUCCAUGCCUAGUCCGAUUGCAACGCAAAAAAAGCAUAAUCUAGGAGGACAGUAAAUAAAAUUCAGCUGCCAGAGGCGUCUCUGCCGAUCUCGGCCACCAUGCACACCGUGCAAACACGGCCAGCAAACUGGGGGAAGUAACUAGCGUGGCAGAGUGGACAGACGACCUCUGGCGUGCCUUGGUAGAUGGGCUUGUGUGAGUAGCCACAAAGCUGGAAUGGAUUGUGCUGGUCGUACUCCAGCUCAUGCUCGUCUGUUGGCGUCUUGUCACACACCUGCAAGCAGAAACUCAAUAAAGUUAAACAGUGUUAAGAUCCCGUCUAAAAAAUAAACAUUUUUUGUUUUAUCAGAA